Molecule: messenger RNA, 1662 nt
Organism: Hibiscus syriacus
Lineage: Eukaryota; Viridiplantae; Streptophyta; Magnoliopsida; Malvales; Malvaceae
Product: probable glycosyltransferase At5g03795
Exons: 3
Coding region: 8-1441 (477 amino acids)
Molecular function (GO): glycosyltransferase activity
Source: RefSeq, a predicted model, not a curated record
GUCUUCAAUGGCGAAAUCUUCUGUAUUCAUUUACAAUGUCCCAAAGCAACAAUUUCCCCCAACUUUCAAGCUAUUCUUCUUCUUCCUACCAAUAGGUUUAGCCCUCACUAGCUUCUUUCUGGUUUUCAUUUACAUUUACACCACUUCAAGUGUCUUAACAAACCCCCAGUCCACUACUUUCUUACAACCUGCCACAAAUUAUUCUCUGUUUGAUCUGAUCAUCCAAGUUCCCACUGACAAUGAGGAGACGAUCCCGUUUUCGAUCGACAAUACUGCUGAAGAUUUGUUCUUUGAUCUUCCCAGAACUUCCAGUUAUUCAAAGCAGAUUCAAUGGUCUCUUCCACUUGGAGAUCUCUUUGGCUUUACUGGAGACAAUAUGAAUAACACAGAGAUUUAUCAUGAUACGGAGACAUUUCUUGAAGAUUAUAAAGAAAUGAAUAAGAGUUUUAAGAUAUUCGUUUAUCCCCAUAAACCUGAUGAUCCCUUUGCAAACGUGCUGUUGCCUGUGGAUUUUGAUCCCAAAGGUCACUAUGCCAGUGAACUUUACUUCAAAAAAGCUCUUUUCAGUAGCCAUUUCAUCACCAAGGAUCCCAACCAAGCUGAUCUUUUCUAUAUGCCUUUCUCCAUUGCUGACAUGCGCCAUGACCCACGAAUUGGUCCUGAGGGACUGCAAGAUUUCAUCAAGGAUUAUAUCUUCAACAUCAGUAGUAAGUACCCAUUCUGGAACCGGACCGGUGGGGCCGAUCAUUUCUACGUUGGGUGUCAUUCGAUCAGCAGAAUCGCCUUGGAUAAAGCUGUUGAAGCUAAAGAAAACGCCAUUCAACUUGUAUGUUCAUCCACAUAUUUUGUGCCGAGCUAUUUUCCUCACAAAGAUGUCUCUUUACCUCAAAUUUGGCCUAAAGAACGAGAUCCGAAAUCAAUCGUUUCAUCGAAAAGGAACCAACUGGCCUUUUUCGCAGGACAAGUGAAUUCGCCAGUAAGAGCAGCUCUUUUGAAACACUGGGUCAAUGACACCGAGAUAUUCGCACAUUUCGGACGACUUGAGACCGACGACGGCGAAGAACAACUCAGAAGCAAGUUCUGCCUACACGUGAAAGGCUUCGAAGUGAACACGGCAAGAGUAACCGAUGCGCUGCACUACGGGUGUGUGCCGGUGAUUCUUGCUAAUCACUAUGAUCUUCCAUUCACUGAUAUUCUCAACUGGAAAAGCUUCUCGGUGGUGGUGCAUUACGUAGAUAUCCCGGUGUUGAAAAAGAUUCUGCAAGGGAUAAGCUUUGAAGAGCUCUCAUGGCUGCAAAACAAUGUUGUGAAAGUGAGGAAACAUUUUAAAUGGAAUGCUCCAGCGGUUGAUUAUGAUGCAUUUUAUAUGUCCAUGUAUGAACUAUGGAUCAGAAAAAGUUCAGUCAGGGUUCGAUUAAGUGCAUCCAGGGAAUAUAUAUGAAGAUUCACACCAGCUUUCGGCAAAUAUGCAACCUACUUUUUUACUUGUUAUUCUUCUUCUUUUUUCCUAUGACCCCCGGUUGGAAUCAUAUUGCGUUUGAUUAUUUGGCACCCGGCCCUAUCAUUUCUAAUAGGGUUUUUAACUUAGAAUAUUAUCACGUUGAACUUAAAAAGUUAUGCAGUUCGUAACAUUUUUAGUUACAACUAAAAAAUGUUAUAUUA